Messenger RNA from Daphnia pulex (common water flea), 1896 nucleotides. Its product is annotated as 1-phosphatidylinositol 4,5-bisphosphate phosphodiesterase delta-4-like. NCBI's taxonomy places the organism in Eukaryota, Metazoa, Arthropoda, Branchiopoda, Diplostraca, Daphniidae. Bases 1 to 1896 code for a protein of 631 amino acids. The transcript has a single exon. Gene Ontology annotation, molecular function: phosphatidylinositol-4,5-bisphosphate phospholipase C activity. Gene Ontology annotation, biological process: intracellular signal transduction; lipid metabolic process. The record is from RefSeq and is a predicted model, not a curated record.
AUGUACGAAACUAUACUUGAACUUGUCGGAUUUAUCGUAUGGGGAUUCAUUUGCUCCAAGAUAAUCCACCUGUUUUGGCCCUUGAAUUCGGCACCAAAGCCGUCACCUGAAACACCCGCUUCGGCAAUAAACACCGACGGAAUUCGGAGUGGGCCAUCAAGACAAUCAGAACAGCAACAAACGGCGACAGAUUCCGAUUAUUUGUUGUUAAAUUCAAAAGAUCAGACUGAAGUAAAUGAGAAAAAAAUCCAUGAGCAAUUUGAUAUUCCGGGAACAAUCCCGGAGAGAACUCUGAACCAAAUUCUGGAUACAUUCCAAGAAAAAAUCCAAGAGACAAUACCGGACAAGAUUCCGGAGCCAAUACCUGAGAGAAUCCCAGUAACAACUGCUUCCGCAAUAAACGCUGGUUUGAAUGGGCCGAGCCAACCUGAAUUUCAGUCUGAAAAACAACACACGAUAAUAACAACAGACGAUAAUUUGUUGCUGAAUUCAAAAACCUUGACUGACGAAAGUGAGAAAAAAGUCCAUGAGCAAGUUAAGAUUCCGGUUGAGAAACUGGAAGCAGUGCCGGAAGGAAUACCGGAAAAAAUCCCGGAUACUUUCCAAGAGAAGAUUACAGAAAAAAUUCCGGAGACUAUUAACCCGACGCAAGACCGAUAUUUUGAUUAUCCACUAUCAUUCUACUACAUCAAAUCUUCUCAUAAUACCUAUCUUCUGGGCAACCAGCUCAUCGGAGAGAGCACCAUAGAGGCUUAUCAACGUGCCAUCUCAAACAAGGUACGAUGCCUUGAGCUGGAUCUACACGACGGCUAUAAUGGACCUGUUAUAUAUCAUGGCUGGACUUUAACGUCAAAAAUAAGCGCAGUUGACGUCUUAAAAGACAUUGCUGCAAAUUACCAAAAAGAUGACCUACCAUUGAUUUUGGACCUCGAAGAUCAUCUAAGUGACUUUCAAAGAAAUUACCUGAAACGAGAAAUGCUGGAUAUUUUUAAAGAUUCUUUGUACUUACAAGAUAGUAAAGAAUUCAAAAGUCUACCUUCUCCCAACGAACUAAGGGGGAAGAUUAUAGUGUUGGCCGACAAAAAAAAAUGGGGCUCUCUGGUUAACAUUUGUCAAAAAGACGACCACCAGCAUGGUGACAUCUUCAGCAAUAGAAAUGUCACCGUAGUUUCAUCGCUGUCGGAACACACAUUCAAAGGGAUAUUAAAGUCAUUAAAAGUAAAAAUUGUCGACCGAAUAUUUGGAGGAUCCGGAAACAUUAACCUCGAGCGAUUCAGGGACGUGACCAAACGUCGAUUGAUUCGGGUAUAUCCUGGCGCAGACCGGCAGUUUUCGGGCAAUUAUAACCCAAUUUCGGCAUUGAAUGCUGGAUGCCAACUGGUGGCACUGAACGUCCAAACCAGAGACUCGCACUUGGCCGUAUACGACAGCUUAUUUCGAGAAAACGGAAACACAGGUUUCGUCCUAAAACCCGCUACGCUAUUGAACCCAGGAGUUUCUGCCAACAACAAAAGGAGAAUAUCAAUCAAAGUUAUCAAAGGGAAAAAUCUAACAACCAGCAAGAAAGUGAUAGAGACAUAUGUUAGUCUACGUAUCGAAGGAGUAAAAGCAGACGAAAAGAAAAAUCGCACGAAAACAGCCAAAAGUGCAGACGGGAUAAAUUCUGAAUGGAAUCAAACUUUGCAAUUUGAUGUGACGAGGUCGGAACUCGAUUUCUUAGUCAUUAAGGUCAAAGAAACGCAAUACAUGGGCCUAAAAAAUCACACCAUUGGAACUCACGCUAUACCGAUAGCAAACCUGACAGAAGGCUUACAAACUGUUCCACUAGAGGAUAAAUUUCUAAGAAAUCUCAAUGCAAGCAUCAAAGUGGAAAUAAGCAUCAAAGACCUGACUUGA